Messenger RNA from Pieris macdunnoughi, 642 nucleotides. The record is from the annotation of a GenBank genome assembly. Lineage: Eukaryota; Metazoa; Arthropoda; Insecta; Lepidoptera; Pieridae.
AUGAGUUUGGUAGGAAACAAAUGCGAAUCAAUAUCCCUUGUUGAAGCAAGUAGAGAUGAAAUCCUUAGUGAAGUUACUCCAGAUGAUGUUUUGAAGUUAGACAAAAUUACAGAUACCUACUUGUGUAGUCCUGAAGCAAACGUAUACGAUAUAGAUUUUACGAGAUUUAAAAUUCGUGAUUUGGAAACGGGUACGGUUCUUUUCGAGAUUGCUAAACCCCCAACAGACUUCGGUGUUGAUAAUGAGGGCGGUGAAGAUGGAUCUGAUGAUCCGUUGGACCCCAAUGCCGGGCGGUUCGUACGAUACCAAUUUACGCCGCAGUUUUUAAAGUUGCGAACCGUUGGUGCCACAGUUGAAUUUACUGUUGGGGCAAGACCAGUUACUCACUUCAGAAUGAUUGAAAAGCAUUUCUUUCGGGAUACACUACUGAAAACAUUUGAUUUUGAAUUUGGGUUCUGUAUUCCAUUUUCAAGAAAUACCUGUGAACAUAUUUAUGAGUUUCCUACUCUUCCACAUGAUCUUGUUGAAGAAAUGAUUGCUGCCCCGUUUGAAACUUGCUCAGACAGUUUCUACUUUGUUGACAACCAUCUUGUGAUGCAUAACAAAGCUGAUUAUGCCUAUAAUGGAGGAAUCAACAAUUGA